CGGUGAGACCCGGUUGGGUGGGGGUUGUUGUGAAGCUGCUGGGAACACGUGAAGCAACGUCAUCAUAAACAUUAGUAGCCAAGAUGGCAGCUCCGGCGGGCGGAAAGGUUGUAUAUGAACAAGAAGGAGUUUUCAUUCAUUCUUCAAGUGAAAAUGAUGAUCAUGAUUGUUUACAAUCUGGGUCAUUACGAGUCAUUGAAAAGAGCACUGAGGUGAUAAUAGAUUGGAGACCACUGGAUGAUUCAUUAGACUCUUCUAACAUUCUAUACGCUAAAAAGGAUUCCAGUUCAGUUGUAGAGUGGGUACAGACUCCUAAAGAGAAGACUUUCAGAGGGCCAGAACAUAUGAACAGUUACGAAGCAGAAUGGGAUAUGGUCAACACCGUCUCUUUUAAAAAGAAGCCACAUUCAAAUGGAGAUGUUGCAGUUCGUACAACUGGCGAUAGCAAGUGGUCCUUCCUUUUCAGUUUAACAGAUUUAAAGUCAAUUAAGCAAAACAAAGAAGGAAUGGGAUGGUCCUAUUUGGUAUUCUGCUUAAAGGAUGAUGUUGUCCUUCCAGCUCUUCAUUUUCAUCAUGGUGAUAGCAGUUUAUUCAUCCAGAUACUUAAAAAAUAUGUGGUGCUUUGUGAAUCUCAACAGGAUAAAAGGAUUCUUGUGAACUGUCAGAGUAUUUCACAGUCCUUUGAAAAUCUCCUUGAUGAACCAACAUGUGGCCUAAUACAGAAAUUGAAAAAGGAUCCUUACACAACAACAAUGGGAGGGUUUUCCAAAGUGACCAACUAUAUUUUUGACAGUUUACGAGGAAGUGACUUAACAAAUCAGCAGCGGCCUCCAUCAGAAAUGGCAGAUUUCAUUAGUGAUGCUAUUCCAGGACUAAAAAUAAAUCAACAGGAAGAACCAGGAUUUGAAGUCAUUACACGAAUUGAUUUAGGAAAACGACCUGAAGCUCAUAGAAGGCAACCAGUAUCAGUUGAAGAGUGGACUAAGAAUAUGGAUUCUGAAGGAAGAAUCUUGAAUGUGGACUCUAUUAAACAAAUGAUAUUCAGAGGGGGGCUCUGUCAUGCUUUGAGGAAAGAAGUGUGGAAAUUCCUGUUGGGUUACUAUCCUUGGAAUAGUACUAGGGAUGAGAGGACAAGUAUGCAGAAAAGGAAAACAGAUGAGUAUUUCAGGAUGAAGCUUCAGUGGAAAUCUGUCAGUGAAGAACAAGAAAAAAGAAACUAUAGAUUGAGGGAUUACAGAAGUCUUAUUGAAAAGGAUGUAAACAGAACUGAUCGAACAAACAAAUUUUAUGAGGGUCAAAAUAAUCCUGGAUUGAUACUGCUUCAUGACAUUUUGAUGACCUAUUGUAUGUAUGACUUUGAUCUGGGAUAUGUUCAAGGAAUGAGUGACUUACUUUCACCUAUUUUGUAUGUGAUGGAGAAUGAAGUGGAUGCUUUCUGGUGCUUCACAUUGUACAUGGAUCAAAUGCAUCAAAAUUUUGAAGAGCAAAUGCAAGGCAUGAAGACACAGUUAAUUCAACUGAGUACUUUACUUCGCUUAUUAGAUAGUGGAUUCUGCAACUAUUUGGAAUCUCAAGAUUCAGGCUAUCUUUAUUUUUGUUUCCGAUGGCUUCUAAUAAGAUUUAAAAGAGAAUUUAGUUUUCAAGAUAUUCUUCGCUUAUGGGAGGUGAUGUGGACAGAUUUGCCUUGUCAGAAUUUCCACCUUCUUAUAUGCUGUGCUAUUCUGGAAUCUGAAAAACAACAAAUAAUGGAGAAACAUUAUGGCUUUAAUGAAAUACUCAAGCAUAUCAAUGAAUUGUCUAUGAAAAUGGAUGUGGAGGAUGUACUUUGCAAAGCAGAAGCUGUUUCUAUGCAGAUGAUGAAUUGCAAGGAAUUACCUCAAGCAGUUUGUGAAGUUUUGGGGUUAGAAAAUAGUGCUAUGACAACGCCAGAUUCAGAUGCUGGGGAAGAUGAGCCUGUCGAUGGGAUGAGUUACCUUGCAUCAGUGUAUCCAAACGUUUCUACGCCUGUUGCUGCUGCCAGCAAAAGAAAUGAAAGCGUUCAACAAGCGGCACACGCGGCGUCCACAAACUAACGCUGGUGUCACUGGUUGCAUUGUUCAGCAGACACUUUAUUACGGCUGUUUUGUUUCAGGCACUUGGGUUGAUAUUUUGAGUUUGUGUUGAUUAAGCUUUAAUGAAUUGGAAAAGAGAUCAUGUACUGUAAUAUUUCUGCAUCAAAGCUUUAUAACAUGACAUUAUUUUUAUAGUUUCUUCUACCAAAAUAGCCUUCUGUUUUUCCAGUAACAUUCCUUAAUACAUUUGUAUAAAAGUGCUUUUUUUUUUUUUGUCUUUAGUGAAAUGGGAAUCAGACAAUGUGAAUGGCAUGAAAUAAAUGGAUCUUUUGCUUGUACUUUGAAAAUACUUGGGCAUGGAUAGUUUUUGGAUAUCAUUAAGAUGUCACAACUCUUCUAUACUACUUCCUAAGUAAAAAGAU
Python bivittatus (Burmese python) is the source of this 2473-nucleotide messenger RNA. It is a transcript of the gene TBC1D15, whose product is annotated as TBC1 domain family member 15. The record is from RefSeq and is a predicted model, not a curated record. Gene Ontology annotation, biological process: activation of GTPase activity. Gene Ontology annotation, molecular function: GTPase activator activity. Lineage: Eukaryota; Metazoa; Chordata; Lepidosauria; Squamata; Pythonidae.